Punctularia strigosozonata HHB-11173 SS5 is the source of this 1865-nucleotide messenger RNA. RefSeq lists its product as uncharacterized. The coding region runs from base 75 to 1865 and encodes 596 amino acids. The record is from RefSeq and is a predicted model, not a curated record. The transcript has 2 exons. Lineage: Eukaryota; Fungi; Basidiomycota; Agaricomycetes; Corticiales; Punctulariaceae.
CUCUCCAGCCCUCUCUCAAACUUCUCCCAUCACCCUCGUAAACAGCCUCGAGCUUCCGACGAACUGGUGAACUGAUGUCGACGGCUAUGGAUGCGGUUGCCUAUGCGAGAGUGAAGGAGCAAGUCGCGGAAGUGCAGAAAAGCUGGUGGUCGGCUGUAAUGGACUACGAGGAGGACGCUACACGUGUCGGAUUGAUCUUCGAGGACGUGAGUCCCAUGCAUAACGGAGAGGAUACGGAGACAUGGACUGCCGAAACCGUUUUCGCAACUGCGCAGGAGACCUUCGAUCGCGCGUUUCAGCGCUUUCGCGUCCAAGCCAACAGGAAGCAUCGUCAUCCCUUGAAGCCCGCGCUUAACUUUGACAUAAUCUACGAGCCUCAGGGAGUACCUGAACCACGUCGAAUUGCAUUCGGCGACGCGGCCAAGUACACCGUUCAGCAGGUCGUCGAACUAUGCGGGGGAAAACCGACGCUCACAUACGUCCGCGAAGACGGUCCGCACCCUGAACACGACAAGGGCCCCAUCGCACUUCCUCCAUGGGAUCGUACGCUCCCUUCUUGGUGUACCACUCCGUCCCAUUGGAUCGUACCGGCAAUACCACCCGGCUAUGGAAGGGAGCUUGGAACGAAGCUCGAUUACGAGGCGACCAUGUACGAAUGGCGCGCGGUUCCUACGCUCAUGCUUCCGGGACUUGGACAUACCAUCCUCCCUCAUACGACUACUCCUUCGCUUAUCGCCUCUCAUGUGAUGCUACUGGCAGCUUCUACGCCCUGGGGGCAUGCCUUCGUUUCACUCCGCGCAGAUGACCUCAAAAAGGACUAUGUCCAAACCGCCGACAAGCGCUCGCCGACGACACUCACAACGAGGGAAAUUCGCGCCAUCCUCUUGGGGCGUUACGUCCAGGUUUCCACUCGGACUCUUGUCCCGGAUGACGCGGAAGCCGACAACAAUGAUCGUGCUCGCAUAUCGCCGACGCAAGACAAGGUUGGUAUCGUCUGGGGCUACGAACCCUCGACACGUAUGCUGUACUGCGUGACACCCACGAAUGAGGAAUUCGUCGUCGACUUGUCUGUCACGAUCUCGAACGCUAGUGGCGCCACCCCCCAGCCGCCGAUGCCCCUUCGACCCGCAGGCAGAGAAGUCGUGCGGUGCGAAUGGAUCGGGCCAGUCACCAUCGAGCUUGACAGGAAGACAGGGACUCCAGGGCGUAUAGGAUAUGCCCGGUUAACAGCAUCCAUGAGCCAGGCCUUCGAUGAGUGGCGGGACAAAUAUAACGAGCUCGUCCAAGAGUUCAACCCCUCCGACCCCUUCGGCCUCGAGAUUAUCCCAAAUGACUGCUUGGUGAUUGGAAGCCUUGACAUCUCGGACCAUGUUAACUGGGGGCUGGAACACACCAUCGAAGAUCUUGAAACCGGCUCAUGGACGAUCAGUAACGUUAGCAGUUCCUGGGACGACGAGGAUGAGGACGAGUCCUCGCCGAAAGACUAUGCCCUUCGAGCUUCGCUGCAGCAUGCGGAUGUUGACGAGGGCGAACUCAGUGCCGUCGCCUGGGAGAACAUCGGCUCGUUCGGAGUAGACAGCACAUGGGUCAUUCAUAGCCUCCAUGAGCUCCAGAAGAUGGCUUUCGAGUCAGGAGAUCUGGACGGGGGCUUGGAAAACAUCGCGAUGUGGGCGGAGAAUUCUGCAUUGUUGCGAUGGCCCGGCGGUUUCAUAGGCAAGUUCACGUCCGAUCCUCCUAUAUCCACAUGCCUCACCGAGAUCUGUGCAGUCAACGAAGGCGAAUCCAUGCAUAAGUAUUAUAUCGCCGGGAAGAGAGUUAACGGCGUCUGGGUUCAGUUACGAGUCAUAAGUUGCGUGCUCCUCUGA